Pochonia chlamydosporia 170 is the source of this 1653-nucleotide messenger RNA. Its product is annotated as imidazole glycerol phosphate synthase hisHF. Gene Ontology annotation, biological process: L-histidine biosynthetic process. Bases 1 to 1653 code for a protein of 550 amino acids. The record is from RefSeq and is a predicted model, not a curated record. The transcript has 2 exons. Gene Ontology annotation, molecular function: oxo-acid-lyase activity; imidazoleglycerol-phosphate synthase activity. NCBI's taxonomy places the organism in Eukaryota, Fungi, Ascomycota, Sordariomycetes, Hypocreales, Clavicipitaceae.
AUGCCCAAGGUUCACUUGCUGGACUAUGUGGCCGGCAACAUUCGUAGCCUGGUGAAUGCCAUUGAGAAGCUUGGAUAUGAAGUAGAUUGGAUCCGGUCACCGGAGGACGUGCCCCGAGCAGAGAAACUCAUCCUGCCGGGAGUAGGCCACUUUGGUCACUGUCUCUCCCAACUCUCUCAGGCGGGCUAUCUCCCCGCCAUCCAGAAACACAUCGAUGAGGGCAAACCGUUCAUGGGCGUCUGUGUCGGCCUGCAGGCCAUCUUUGAAGGCUCCGUCGAAGACCCCGACGUUGCCGGUCUCGGUGUCAUCAAGGGCUCCCUAGGACGCUUCGACGACUCAUCCAAGUCCGUUCCACACAUUGGUUGGAAUAGCGCCAGUACUGCUGGGAAAUCCAUGUAUGACCUCAGCCCGGAUUCGAAAUACUACUACGUCCACACGUAUCGCUUCCCCUAUAUCAAGGGCCAACUGGAGUCACAAGGAUGGACCGUCGCAACAGGAACCUACGGCACCGAGACGUUUGUCGGUGCCGUCGCCAAGGGGAACAUUUACGCUACACAAUUCCACCCUGAAAAGUCCGGCGUAGCAGGUCUGAGAACCCUUCGCGCAUUUCUCACAGGUGAGGGUGCCAAAACCCUCGGCGCACCAUCUUCCGCCUCGACCACCUCACCCUCAUACUCACCCCAGGACGGCCUCACACGGCGAGUCAUAGCCUGUCUCGACGUCCGCACCAACGACCAAGGCGACCUCGUCGUCACAAAGGGCGACCAGUACGAUGUCCGUGAAAAAGACGACUCCCGCAGCGUCCGCAAUCUCGGCAAACCCGUCGAAAUGGCCAAAAAGUACUACCAAGACGGCGCCGACGAAGUCACCUUCCUCAACAUCACAUCCUUCCGCGACUGCCCCAUCGCCGACCUCCCCAUGCUCGAGAUCCUCCGCCAAACAUCGCAGACCGUCUUCGUCCCCCUCACCAUCGGCGGCGGCAUCCGCGACACCGUCGACACCGACGGCACAAAGGUCUCCGCCCUCGAAAUCGCCACCAUGUACUUCAAGUCCGGCGCCGACAAAGUCUCCAUCGGGAGCGACGCCGUCAUCGCCGCAGAGGAAUACUACUCCCUCGGCCGCAAACUCUUCGGCAACACCGCCAUCGAGCAAAUCUCUCGCGCGUACGGAAACCAGGCCGUCGUCGUGAGCGUCGACCCCAAACGCGUCUACGUGCCCAAAAUAGACGCCACCCGCCACAACAUCAUCGAGACCAAGUUCCCAGGCCCCAAGGGCGAGCCCUACUGCUGGUACGCCUGCACUAUCAAAGGCGGCAGAGAAACACGGGACAUGGACGUCGUCGAGCUGGCGCAGGCAGUUGAGGCCAUGGGCGCAGGGGAAUUACUCCUCAACUGCAUCGACAAGGACGGCUCCAACAGCGGCUUCGACCUCGAACUCAUCACGCAGGUCAAGAAUGCCGUCAAGAUACCCGUCAUUGCGUCCAGCGGGGCAGGCAACCCGGCCCAUUUCGAAGAGGUCUUUGACAAGACUACCACGGAUGCUGCUCUCGGAGCGGGCAUGUUCCACCGCGGUGAAUACACAGUCAAGCAGGUCAAGGAGUAUUUGCAAGAGAAGGGCCUGUUGGUGAGACAAUUUGAGCAAGAUUUGUCAUGA